Molecule: messenger RNA, 1050 nt
Organism: Perognathus longimembris pacificus (Pacific pocket mouse)
Lineage: Eukaryota; Metazoa; Chordata; Mammalia; Rodentia; Heteromyidae
Product: olfactory receptor 24-like
Biological process (GO): G protein-coupled receptor signaling pathway
Cellular component (GO): membrane
Molecular function (GO): olfactory receptor activity; G protein-coupled receptor activity
Source: RefSeq, a predicted model, not a curated record
AUGAUCUCCAUGGCACUUAGGGAAAGUCUCAUGUUAAUUACUUCCAGGGAAAUCACAGCCAUAGAACCCCAGAACCAAACCAGCGCCACUGAAUUUGUCCUCCUGGGACUUUCAGAAAAGCCGGAACACAACAAAUUCCUCUUCUCCAGGUUCCUGUGCAUGUAUUUGAUCACAGUGGUGGGCAACUUAUUAAUUGUCCUGGCCAUCUCUUGGGACCCCCACCUUCACACACCUAUGUACUUUCUCCUGGCCAACCUCUCCCUGGUUGACCUAUGCCUGGCCACUGACACUAUUCCCAAAAUGCUGGUGAACAUCUAGACCAAGAACAGAGCCAUCUCCUAUCCAUGCUGCCUCACCCAGAUGUACUUUUUCCAUUUCUUCGGCAUCAUGGAUAGUAUAUUAAUCGCUGUGAUGGCUUAUGACCGCUUCGUGGCUAUCUGCCACCCUCUGCAUUAUACCAUGAUCAUGAGCCCAUGCCUCUGUGGAUUGCUGGUGGGAGGCCCCUGGGUGUUUUCCUGUUUCGUGUCCCUCACCCACAUCCUCCUGAUGGCCCUGCUGGUUUUCUGCAGCCACAAUGAACUGCCACACUAUUUCUGCGACCUCACCCCUCUCCUCCAACUUUCCUGCACCCGCACCAUGGUCAACAAGAUCUUUGUGCUCCUCAUAGCCGGCCUGGUGAUUGCCACACCAUUCAUCUGCAUCCUGGCCUCCUACAAGCGCAUCCUCGUGGCCAUCAUGAAGGUCCCUUCGGCAGGGGGCAGGAGGAAGGCCUUCUCCACCUGCAGCUCCCAUCUCUCGGUGGUCGCCCUCUUUUAUGGGACCACCAUCAGGGUGUACCUGUGCCCUUCCUCCAACCACGUCACUGUGAAGGAGAAAGCUUCCACCAUGAUGUACAUGGCCAUCAUCCCCAUGCUGAACAGAGACCUGAAGGGGUCUCUGAAGAAACUGGUAGAUAGAAAAAUCAUGUCAUCUUCCUCAUCAUCAGGGGACUCCCCCAAGAAGAGGCAGUUUUUAUGGGGUCAAAUGGAAAUAUCUAGGAUCUUGGAGUAA